Pelecanus crispus (Dalmatian pelican) is the source of this 1011-nucleotide messenger RNA. NCBI's taxonomy places the organism in Eukaryota, Metazoa, Chordata, Aves, Pelecaniformes, Pelecanidae. The record is from RefSeq and is a predicted model, not a curated record.
AUGUCCAACAGCAGCUCCAUCACUGAGUUCCUGCUCCGUGCUGAGUUCCUCCUCCUGGCAUUUGCAGGCACACGGGAGCUGCAGCUCCUGCACUUCUGGCUCUUCCUGGGCAUCUACCUGGCUGCCCUCCGGGCAAUGGCCCUCAUUAUCACCGCCAUAGCCUGUGACCACUGCCUCCACACCCCCAUGUACUUCUUCCUCCUCAACCUCUCCCUCCUCGACCUGGGAUCCAUCUCCACCACUGUCCCUAAAGCCAUGGCUCAUUCUUUGUGGGACACCAGGGCCAUCUCCUACUCAGGAUGUGCUGCCCAAGUCUUUCUGUUUAUCGUUUUCAUUUCAGCAGAGUAUUAUCUUCUCACUGUCAUGGCCUACGACCGCUAUGUUGCCAUCUGCAAACCCCUGCACUACGGGACCCUGCUGGGCAGCAGAGCUUGUGUCCACAUGGCAGCAGCUGCCUGGGGUGGUGGGUUUCUCUAUGCUUUGCUGCACACUGCUAAUACAUUUUCACUACCCCUCUGCCAUGGCAAUGCUGUGGGCCAGUUCUUCUGUGAAAUCCCACAGAUCCUCAAGCUCUCCUGCUCAGAUGCCUACCUCAGGGAAGUUGGACUUAUUGUGUUUAAUCUCUUAGUAGUAUUCAGCUGUUUUGUUUUCAUUGUGCUGUCCUAUGUGCAGAUCUUCAGGGCAGUGCUGAGGAUCCCCUCUGAGCAGGGACGCCACAAAGUCUUCUCCAUGUGCCUCCCUCACAUCACCGUGGUCUCCCUGUUUAUCAGCACUGCCAUGUUUACCUACCUGAAGCCCCCCUCCAUCUCCUCCCCAUCCUUGGACCUGGUGCUGGCAGUUCUGUACUCGGUGGUGCCUCCAGCAGUGAACCCCCUCAUCUACAGUAUGAGGAACCAGGAGCUCAAGGAUGCAGUGGGGAAACUAAUAACUGGAUGUUUUUCUGAAGCAAAAAACUUCUUCUGUAGAGCAGCUAUAAUGUACCUCAAUACAGGCCCAGCCUAUUGUCUGUAA